AUGGCCUAUUCCGCAACUGCUCCGUGUGCGGCAGCUCAAUAUUCUGAGCUUAAGAUGACCCUAUACACAAACAAGGAGGUGUAUUAUUCUGGACCAGACAAUAACGGAGUAACCAUCAUAGAUGGAUCAAAAAUGGGCACAACCUGGGUCUUCUCGUGGCCUGUAGCCGAUGGGGCAACUCCUGAUGCAAACAUCGUCGGCCAUCUCCAGGGCACUGGUGUUCAAGUAGCCAAUACUCCCAAUCUGGUGUAUCACUACUCCCUGGGAUUAGUGUUCGAGGAUAAAAGGUUCAAUGGGUCCACACUCCAAAUACAAGGGACUUCCCAAAUCAAUGGGGAGUGGAGCAUUGUUGGAGGGACAGGAUUACUUACUAUGGCAAUGGGUACUGUCAAACGCACAUCAGUUGUAGACAAAGACAAUACCAGGAUCUCAGAACUCAAAAUACAUGCCUAUUUGGCUUCAGUGAAGCCUACUACAACUAGUGUGUGUAUCAAGGCAGGUAAUCAUCAUGACGAACUCCGCAACUACGGUGGUGGUGGAAGUGGGGCAGCAUUAGGCCCUAGUGUGCCCUUGGUUACUUUCAUCGGUGGAGAUAACCUGUUAUCACUGCUGGCGAAAGUGAAAUCUGCAGUAGUGUGUGAAUUUUACUCACAGAUAUUAUCACAAACUGACAUCCUACGAAAACUCUGUUUGUGCCUGACUUAG
Messenger RNA from Miscanthus lutarioriparius, 705 nucleotides. The record is from the annotation of a GenBank genome assembly. Lineage: Eukaryota; Viridiplantae; Streptophyta; Magnoliopsida; Poales; Poaceae.